Messenger RNA from Diorhabda sublineata, 2288 nucleotides. Its product is annotated as WD repeat-containing protein 18. The transcript has 3 exons. The record is from RefSeq and is a predicted model, not a curated record. Gene Ontology annotation, molecular function: protein binding. Gene Ontology annotation, biological process: rRNA processing; DNA-templated DNA replication. Gene Ontology annotation, cellular component: nuclear pre-replicative complex. The coding region runs from base 153 to 1385 and encodes 410 amino acids. NCBI's taxonomy places the organism in Eukaryota, Metazoa, Arthropoda, Insecta, Coleoptera, Chrysomelidae.
UUUGUCAAAUUGUCAACGAUAACAUAAGCCAACAUGUAGUCAACCGAAAAAGGGCCUAAAAUUGAAAUUAUUUCAAAUAAUUCUAAUAUCCCCAUUUUGAAUACAAUGAUUUAACUUUAAGUUUAAUAUAAAUUAAAACUUAUUAAAUAAAUAUGGAAAUUAGUGAUUUGUUAAUUACAACUGCACAAUCAGAUCAACAAUUCUCAGCGUGCUUAUGGGAUUACAAUACAUUGAAUGUACGUAAACAUUACAAAAAUGGAGGUUCUGUAGCCGCAAAAUGCUUUGAAUUAGUAGGAAGAGACUAUUUUUUAGCUUCUAAAUUGGGUAAACCAUUAUUGCAUUUAUGGUUGUUAAACAAUCAAGACAUCGUGAAAAAUUUCAGAUUAAUUCUACCAGAACCAGCAAACUGUUUAGCAGUAUGUCCCGAAAAUACGUAUUUAGCUGUAGGAAUAAAUUGCAAAGUUUAUAUUUGGCAUUUAUCGUCCGGAAAGCUAUUAUCGGUUCAACAGAAACAUUUUCAGCCAAUCACUUGUAUAAAAUUUUCUAAUGAUGGUAAUUUUUUACUCAUUGGUGGACAAGAUGGUUUAUUGAUUAACUACUGUUUGAAUGAUUUGGUAACACUUUCAAGUAAUUUCUCAACCCAAAGUGAAAUGGGGAAAGUUGAGCCUUUGUACAUAAAAAAGGAUCAUUCCAUGGCCAUAAAAGACCUUCACAUAGGUAUUUUUGGAACAAAAUCCCGCUUUUCUACUGUAUCAGUAGAUAAAACUUGCCGUAUUUAUAAUUUACUAGAUGGUGAAAUAUUGCGGAACAUAGUAUUUGAAGAUGGUUUAACAAGUGUAAUAUUUGAUUCUUGGUUUGGUACGCUAUAUGUUGGUACAGAAACUGGUAAUAUAAAAGAAUGUUCCCUAAAAGAAGUUUCAAAAGGUUUAACACAUCAUGUAAACGAAAAAUCUAGUAUUACAUUGAGUGGACACACUUCAAGAAUUGUAUGUUUAGCAUUGAAUACUUCAGAGACUAUAUUAGCUUCAGGAAGCUUGGACAGCUUUGUUUAUUUAUGGGAUGUUCAACUAAGACAAGUUUUAAAACAAAUAAAACACAAUAGUCCAAUAACUAAUGCAAGAUUUGUUAUAAGUUAUGAAAACUUUUUUGCAGAAACCAUUAAACCCGAAGUAAUAAUUCAAAGUUUAGAAAGAACUAUUGACACAUCAAAAGAACUUGUAGUGACAAAAAUGCAAGAUGAAGAUUUAGAAGACGAUGAGGAUGAUUUUAAAUUGAGUCAUGCCCAAAAUAGAAAGGAGUUAAUCGUUGAUAAUAUGAAAUUAAGAGGGGUUAAUAAGCAGUUGUAUGAGACAGCUGUGUUACUUGCAAAAAAGUCGUUGCAAUAAAAGACAUCAAAUAAAUUUUUUUAAAUAUUAAAUCGUUUGUUUUGAUAACAAUUGUAUAGUUCAUUCUUUUCCAUUUUGGAUUUAGUGAGCUUAGCUCUCCUAAAGACAUUACUAUUUGUAUUAUUUCAUUUAGAUUCCAGAUUCAUCUCGUACUGUAAAAUCCAGGUGCAGAUUUUUUCACAAUUGAAAUUGCAAAAAUAUUUUGCAAGGUUAAAUGGUACAAUGCACUCAGACAUUAUGAAAAGCUUAACUUCUUAAAAUCACAAAAGUACCCGCAGAUUCCUAGCAAUUUCCAAUAGAUUAUACAUGGCUUAAUCAGUGAGUACCAAUAUCCUUGGAGAAUGCUUGUUUUUUUUAAGAAAAUUGUAAUUAGUUGAACUAGGAUCUUAAGAAGAUUAAAUAUGUAUAAUGAUUUUUGUUUUUUGGUCAAACCGAAGAAGUUUGUCUCUUUUUUUCUUGGAAAAAAAGUACUGUUUUGUGACAAUGCCUUACAAGCAUUAAAAAUGUUUAUAAUAUUUGAAAAAUUCAGUAUAUUUUGAUUCUCAAAUAGUCCAGAUAUAUAAUAUAUUGAUAACAAAAAAACACUACUUAUAAGAAAAUACAUAAUCACAUCCUGAUACCUCAAGUUUCCUGAUAUGUGUUAUAUAAAAUAAAUCUCAACAUUUUCUAAAGGAUAGACAGGGAAAGAUAAUAACAGAAAAAGAAUCAAAUAAAAAACAUAUAUAAAUACUUUAUUUAGGAAUAAUAUAAAGGACGGAUACAAAUUUUAUAAUGUUUUGAAAGUCUUAUGACAUGGAAGCAUACUAUAUAGUUUAAAAUACUUUCAUCUUGAUGAACAGUAAAACAAAAAUGCAUGCCAAAAUGGUACUUUUAAAAAAUUAUUAAAUUUUGGAAUGAAAUUUA